UUACCGUAUAAAAAAAGAGUAGGCUUGUUACGCUUGUACUAGGGUUGGUCUAGUGAGAAAAUUUAUACUUCUAUCUAAGUAGGAUCAAACUCCACUGAAAGUUAUUUGGGGUGGGGAUAUUCUUACCCUCCCUCCCCCCCCCAAAAAAAUAAUCCACCGAUAAUCUUGGGUGGGUGAACCUGUGAAUAGGUUCUAGCAUAAUAUAUAAAUUAGUAGGACCCUUCUCAUUAGCUAGAAAAAAAUAGAGUAGGCUAGCCUUGGACUUUGACCAACAAAGUGUUAAUUCACCUAAUGAGAGUUAAUUCUAGAGGUCUAAACUUCAAAUUAUACCAAGUGAGGUAUUUGGAGUGGACUAGAUUCAUUAACUAUACCCCCUCCUCUUAAAUUUCUAGCCUUCAAAAACUAGACUAGAAAACCGUGAUAGACAUCACCUGCUUAUUACGUUCGUUUUAUGUCGGCUAACCAACCACUUUUAAAUCAUGACACAACCUAAGCUACCUCUUACUUUGUAGGUUGUUCUAUGUCAGGCGUGCUCAACAAAUAAAAAAAAAAACAUACCAAGUAUUAAAAGAAAGCCAUCUAAAAAAUCAUUUGAGGUCGUGUUUAUCUCAUGUCCGACUGUGCGGUUCACUAGGCUAGCCCGACCCAUUGCCAUCUGCCAAACCUCAACUUAUCGUCCCUUUAAUAUUGUGCUCAAUACGACUACACCAGUAGUCAAUAAGCUUAUUGUUUGGCCCCCAAAAAAAUAAAAAAUAAAAACUCAUUGCUCAAAAAUGGCGUUUUGAGUUUUCGCCAAAAUAGUGCAGAUUAAAAAUGGCGUUUCUAUUCCAGAAAUUUCAAGAGGCUGUGAAAGUUCUUGCUAAAAGUCCUACCUUUGCUAAAGAUCCUAGGAGUCUUCAAUUUGAAGCUGACAUUAAUCGUCUCUUCCUUUAUACCAGCUAUAACCGCAUAGGAAAAGAUGCUGACGAGGCAGAUGUGGAGGAAAUAAUUGAUUUGGCUAACAAAGCUUCCUUGGCUGACCAACAAAAGCAAGUUCAAGAGAAUAUUCAUUCUCAAAUAAAAAAUUUCUGCACGUUCAUGGAUGAAAUUCUUCUUCCUGCCAAGGAAACUGAGGAACAGUUUGAAUCAGCUGCACGAAUAGAUAAGGAUCAGCCACGAAGUGGCCUUAGGUUUGCUCUUGGCCGUACUGGAAGCUCUCCUAGUAACCAACCUGUUGUACCUGAAACGAAGCCAUUAAAGCUGGCUGAUGUAAGUCAGGGUGUUAAGGAACAUUUAGGCUACUCACUUACAGUUCGAUCUUCUGAAAUUCCACACAAGGAUGCUGGCCGAGGUCUAUUUCUGGAGGGUGAAGCUGAUGUUGGUUCCGUGAUAGCAAUUUAUCCUGGAGUAGUCUACUCCCCUGCAUACUACCGUUUUAUUCCUGGAUACCCAAGAGUUGAUGCACACAACUCUUAUUUGAUCACUAGGUAUGAUAGUACUGUGAUAAAUGCCCAGCCUUGGGGUGAAGGAAAUGAUAACCGUGAAUUCUGGGAUGGAAUGAACUCUCCACAAGCUGCAAAAUUUACUGAGCAGAUUGCUCAAACUGGUUCUGAUCGGGUGUGGAAAAUGUUGAGCAAGCCUCUGGAGAGCCCCAGAAGUGGAACCCGUGGUGAGAUUCUGGAGCGGCGGAAUCCACUGGCCUAUGCUCAUUUUGCCAACCAUCCACCGAAGGAUGUGGAUCCAAAUGUCAUGGUUUGCCCAUAUGAUUUCCCGUUGGAUGAGAAGGAUAUGAGAACAUAUAUUCCAAAUAUAUCAUUCGGAAAUGAAGAGGGAGUAAGGAUGAAGAGGUUUGGUAGUUUCUGGUUCAAGUCUGGGAGUUCUGUUCAUGGUGUUUCUGAUAUUCCCAUCCUGAAAUCGCUUGUUCUUGUGUCCACUCGAACAAUUAGCAAUGAAGAGAUACUACUGAAUUAUAGGUUGAGCAACUCAAAGCGCCGGCCAUCAUGGUACACUCCAGUUGAUGAAGAAGAAGACCGUAGGAGAUGGGGCUGAUUGUAAACUAUAACUGCCAUACCUUACAAUAGAAGCAGAGAAGAGCUGUGGUUGUGCUUUCUGAUGACCAUCAAUUCGGUUCUUCAGAAACAAUAAAAUAAUUGUUUUGAAUUGGUAUUUUCAUCUCAAAGUGGUUUUACUUGUAUUACCUAGCGGUAUGUUAGAAUUGAUUUUGUUAGCUUCGUUCUUCCUAUUUAGAUGUGAAACAUUUUUGGUAAAUCCUAUGUCGUUGAACUUUCCUGCAGGACCAUCAAUGCCAAGUGAAGCAAUAUUGAACAAGUUAUGUUCUGAGCAAGUGUUUGUUGAAUCAUUGAAUUCCUCUUGUGAUAAAAAAAUUCG
Molecule: messenger RNA, 2367 nt
Organism: Chenopodium quinoa (quinoa)
Lineage: Eukaryota; Viridiplantae; Streptophyta; Magnoliopsida; Caryophyllales; Amaranthaceae
Exons: 4
Coding region: 814-2028 (404 amino acids)
Source: RefSeq, a predicted model, not a curated record